GUUUAACAACGGAAACGGCGGUUGUCAUCUAUCUGCUGGUGGCGGAAACGAAUCUCAUACAUUGGAAAACUAAAAAAAUUAAUCAUUCAAAAAAGCACCUUGUCCUCGAAGUUUGAACAGUGAACAACGUACACGCCCCGCGAAACUUUCCGAAACAAAACCAGCUCCAUAAAACAAAAAAUAAAAUUGGUGUACCGCAGUGGUAACGAUUUUGAAGCAUAACCUCAACUACAGCAACAUACCAAGUGAAGUUGUGUAACUUUUACGUUGCAAACGUUUACAUCUGGUGAUAAGCAACAUAACACAACAGCAACAUGGUCUACAACUUCAAAGUCUUCAAGAAGUGCGCCCCGAAUGGAAAGGUCACGCUUUACAUGGGCAAGCGUGAUUUCGUAGAUCACGUUUCCGGUGUCGAACCGAUCGAUGGUAUCAUCGUCCUGGACGAUGAAUACAUUCGUGAUAAUCGCAAGAUCUACGGCCAGGUGGUCUGUAGUUUCCGUUAUGGACGCGAGGAAGACGAGGUGAUGGGCCUGAACUUCCAGAAGGAACUGUUCCUCGCGUCGGAACAGAUCUAUCCGCGGCCGGAGAAGUCGGACAAGGAGCAGACUAAGCUGCAGGAGCGACUGCUGAAGAAGCUCGGCCCCAACGCGAUACCGUUCACGUUCAACAUCUCGCCGAACGCCCCAUCAUCGGUGACGCUCCAGCAGGGCGAGGACGACAACGGCGAUCCGUGCGGUGUAUCGUAUUACGUGAAGAUCUACGCCGGCGAGUCGGAAACCGAUCGUACCCAUCGUCGCAGCACGGUCACGCUCGGCAUCCGGAAGAUCCAGUUUGCGCCGACGAAACAGGGCCAGCAGCCGUGCACGGUGGUGCGCAAGGACUUUAUGCUCAGCCCUGGGGAGCUGGAGCUAGAGGUGACGCUCGACAAGCAACUGUAUCUGCACGGUGAACGAAUAGGCGUCAACAUCUGCAUACGCAACAACUCGAACAAGAUGGUCAAAAAGAUCAAGGCCAUGAUCCAGCAGGGGGUCGAUGUGGUGCUCUUCCAGAACGGCAGCUACCGCAACACGGUGGCUUCGCUGGAGACUAGCGAAGGAUGCCCCAUUCAGCCCGGCUCCAGCCUGUCGAAGGUGAUGUAUCUCACACCGUUGCUGUCUAGCAAUAAGCAGCGCCGCGGUGUUGCUCUCGAUGGGCAAAUCAAGCGCCAAGAGCAAUGUAUGGCCUCAACUACUCUUUUGGCUCAACCGGAUCAACGUGACGCCUUCGGAAUCAUCAUUUCCUACGCGGUGAAGGUUAAGCUCUUCCUUGGCGCCCUGGGUGGUGAGCUUUCGGCCGAGCUACCGUUCGUACUGAUGCACCCGAAGCCCGGUACUAAGGCGAAGGUCAUCCACGCGGACAGCCAGGCAGACGUCGAGACUUUCCGGCAGGACACCGUCGAUUAUCAGGCUUCGGUCGAUUUUGAAUGAACGGCAAACUAGCGAGAAGCCCCAACGGCAACGACGAUGACAACAACGACCACAAACACAUAACUACUCUUCCGAAUAUCCUAGAAACAUUAUCCUGCGCACCUUCGCUAGUAUCGUGCAUUCCUGUCCUGAUGAUCAUUUGAUGCAAAGUGAUGAGAAUGAUCACUAGCGAACGAACGAAUAUAGCGAACGAGAGAGCGAGAGUGGGAGAAAGAAUAAUGGCCACAGGACACACAUGGCGCCGGUUUCAGUUACAGGACGAGUUGAUGAAAUUAUCCGUUAUCGAAGCUGGGAAUCUACCAAUGCUGCGCGCAAGGGCUUUGACUUCCUAACCGACCGACGCAUAUUAAUUUCAACACGUAAUCGGUACCUCCGCAUCAAUUCUGGUAUCACCUUGAAGCCUCUGAAGCAAAAUUGGCAGUCGUAGAAAACAGGGAACGAUUAAAUAAACCGUUACGGAACAAUGCUAUUGGCCGACAACACA
Anopheles bellator is the source of this 1950-nucleotide messenger RNA. RefSeq names its product arrestin homolog (gene Arr1). Lineage: Eukaryota; Metazoa; Arthropoda; Insecta; Diptera; Culicidae. Gene Ontology annotation, cellular component: cytoplasm. The transcript has 4 exons. Bases 315 to 1466 code for a protein of 383 amino acids. The record is from RefSeq and is a predicted model, not a curated record. Gene Ontology annotation, molecular function: G protein-coupled receptor binding. Gene Ontology annotation, biological process: G protein-coupled receptor internalization; signal transduction.